AUGCUCAUCAAGACUAGCUAUCACGACGUCCCGUCCAAGCUCGACCCCAACGGCAACAAGAUCAGGAUCUUCGUAAUCUCCCCGAACCUCCCUAGCUAUCCCCAUGCCAAGUUCCCAGGUGUCGUUGUUUUCAGCGAGAUCUACCAGGUCACUGGUCCGGUCGAGCGGUUCGCGGGACAGAUCGCCAGCCAAGGAUAUGUAGUAGCGUGCCCAUCGUCAUUCCACGAGUUUGACGGCCCCGAGCCCAUUCCAUACGACACAGAAGCUACGGGCAUGUGUCUCGGCGGGCACCUCGCCUUCCGAGCAGCUUUCGACCCCCGCAUCCUCUCCUCCGUCUGCUGGUUCGCGACCGACGUUCACAGCGCGACCCUCGGCAAGGGCAAGAACGACGACUCCCUCGUCCGCGUCCGCAACGGCGACCUGACCGGCAAGGAGCUCGUCAUGGUCUUCGGUAAACAGGACACCCACGUCCCCCGAGCUGGCCGCGACUUCAUCCGCAAGACGCUCGAAGACGCCAAUGUCACCGUCUCCUUCUUCGAAGUGCAGGCGCAGCACGCCUUCAUCCGCGACCAAUCAUCCAAGGACCGCUGGGACGCCGCACUGACUCGCUCGCUCUUUGGGGUGAUGAUGGAGGUCUUCGAGCGCACGGUAGCCAGGGACCUUGGCCCCAAGGAAGGCACGAGUGGGGAAUUGGAGCACGUCUGCUGAAGAGAAUGUAGGAUUCUGCGUCCAGGAC
This is a messenger RNA of Rhodofomes roseus, 736 nucleotides long. RefSeq names its product dienelactone hydrolase. The coding region runs from base 1 to 708 and encodes 235 amino acids. NCBI's taxonomy places the organism in Eukaryota, Fungi, Basidiomycota, Agaricomycetes, Polyporales, Fomitopsidaceae. The transcript is spliced from 10 exons. The record is from RefSeq and is a predicted model, not a curated record. Gene Ontology annotation, molecular function: hydrolase activity.